This is a messenger RNA of Linum trigynum, 2328 nucleotides long. The record is from the annotation of a GenBank genome assembly. Lineage: Eukaryota; Viridiplantae; Streptophyta; Magnoliopsida; Malpighiales; Linaceae.
UCUCCUAUAAGUAUAGUGAAACUAGCUCUCUCCUGCUCGUGGACUAGCUAACACACAUUGUGUUAGUGAACCACGUAAAUCGUGUGUCGUGUGUGUGUUUGUGCUUUCGUUUUCUUGCGUUGUUGAAUCCUCCUGUUUCCCGAUCCGUGGAGAAACAGUCGUGACAAGUGGUAUCAGAGCGCCGGUUGGAAAUCAGUAAGGUUUCGAUUAUGAAGAAUGACGUGGGUAAACAUGAAGAUCGAGAAGUUCACGGGGAAGAACAGUUUCAGUAUAUGGCAUAUCAAGAUGCAGGCUCCAUUGAAACAACAAGGGUUGUGGGGGCCACUGUCUGGGAAACAGAAGAAGGCAGCGAUCGAUGAUGAUGAGUGGAAUACCCUGGAGGAGAAGGCACACUCGACCAUCAUGCUAUCAUUUUCUGAUGACGCCAUCAUUGAAUUCGUUGCCUAGAAGACUGUGACAGACUUGUGGUUGAAGCUGGAGAGCCUGUACAUGACUAAGUCUCUAACCAACAAGUUGCAUCUCAAGCAACGGUUGUUCAGCUCGAGGAUGCAAGAAGGUACGAUUUUGAGAGAACAUCUGGAACAACUUAAUUCUAUUUUGUUGGAUUUACGCAAUAUAGAUGUGAAAGUCGAUGACGAAGAUGCUGCCCUAAUACUACUUGUUUCUUUACCGAGUUCAACUAAGAAUUUCGUGGAUUCUUUUUGCUGGUAAAGAUAGCUUGUCGUUGGAGGAUGUCAGAUAUGUUCUUCACACGAGAGAUAUCAGACAUAAGGCGUUUGGAUCUAGUACAUGUGGUGAAGCAUCGGGGUUGGCUAUUACAGGUGGAAAGGGAAAGAAGAAAUUUAGUAAAGGGAAUUCGAACAGAAAUUCGAAUUCUAAGGGUCACGGUCCACAGUCAAGCGAUGUCAGCCACAUAUGUAAGGAAGUGAGGAAUUGGAAGUACAACUGGCCCAGAAAGAGAGGGCAUCAUAAUAACCAAGGUUCAGUUGUCGUGAUAGAAGUGGACAAAAGUUCUAAAGGCGAUCUCGCCUUGGGUGUAGAUGAGAAGACACAUCGUGGCGAUGUGUGAUUUCUGGAUACUGCAGUUUCAUAUCAUAUGUCUCCGAAUAAGGACAACUUCUCAACCUACAAGCAGAUAGAUUGUGGUAAUGUCGCUAUUGCUAUGUAGCUGUAUGCAAAGUGGUUGGAAUUGAGUCUAUCAAGAUUCGGACACAUGAUGGUUCGUUUUGUACCGUGAACGAAGUUAGACAUGUUCAACAAAUGACGAAGAAGUGCUCUACUACCUGCUCCUUAAACAUUCCAGGAAAGGACUUUAAUAGUAGAUUGACUAAACAUAAUAAAUAUACAAAAGAAAGAGUAAGGAAGAAGGCUUAGUGAAAUUGGGAAUCAGGAGAUGUUGUCAGUUGGCACCGCUGAAUCGGUUUGACUAGUAGAAAUUGCCAUUCUUUGUGUCGUUUCAGGGCCCAACUGGGUUUCCACCUUGGGCACAUCUUCUAGUUUCCCAUUUUCAGUUUUCUGCAAUCAUUCUCCUUAUUCUACGAAUGAGUGAAGAACUGUUCUAUGUCUUUGAUGGUAAUGGGAAAGCCUUUUUCGUGACUGUAGAAUUGCGAGACAACCCUUUUUCUAUCAUUUUGAUGUUGAAUCUUUUUUGGCAGGCGAGCUCACUUGCAGUGGUUUCUUUCUUGCUUUAAGACUGAUGCACUUGUUUUGCUUUUGAAUCGGCGACCGUUCAGCUUGAUGUCUCUGGUAAUGUUGCCUAUUUGACUCCUUGGCAAGACGGUUUUUGUUUUCUUUCUGAUUGAUCACUAGAGGCGGAACCAAAAUCACAUGAAUAGUAGUAUUAUUUGGGCCCAUGAUUGGUGAAGAAGUCUGUAAAGUUGUCCAUGACGUGGAAGCUUGGGUCGCGUCCAUCAUAUGGGCCUCCAACCCCAGCCCUUGAUCCACUUGGGUCAUUUUUUUGGCCUAUUACUCUCCAUUCUUGCUGCACUGCGAGCUUCUUCUUUCCAUUUGUGAAACUUUCCUCCAAUUGCUAUGUUUUCCCCUUUCGCUCAUCCGAGCUUCCUUUCCCAAGGUCUCCCUUAAAUUCCUUGUUUCCUUUUGCAUCUGCAGCAGAUAAUCCUCUCGUUGAUUCCUCCUUUCCUUUCUCGGAAGAUUUAGUAGCCGUUUUCCCUAAGUCCCCGCCUAUCAUCUGCGGAAGAUUUGAUUUGAUUUCUUGUCCACUUAAAACUGCAAAUUUUGAAAUUAGUAACUCAAAUCAUUAAUUAAAAUUAUUAACAAUAAAUUACACCUUCAUUUACCCCUUUCUCCUAUUAAAUUUUAGGGUGUGCC